GAGACGGUGGAGAGCUGAAGUCAUCAGUUAUCGCUCGGAGAGGGUGUUGUGCCGUGAGCAGAGACCGAGAGGGACAGAAAGAGUUGCUCAAGCGUGAAACUUUGGGCUGUCUAGACUACCGUCAACAAUAUGUGUCUAUAAAAAAAGGCGCGUUUCAUUUGAUAUAUUUUUGAAGGCGAUUUUGUGUGAAGGUGCUGGUUCUAAUAGUGCGAGAUGCGGCUGAGACCCGGACCUCCUCCUACAUACCGAAUCCGAUAAAGUUGCGCUCACGCACCUGGACACACCAUCGCUCUCUCCUCCUGGGAAUACAGAAGACAAGGACAAGUGGAUAAGCCACAUUUCCUGCGCUUCUUUCCACAUUUCCAGGCUCGGUUCGUGGUGCGACGAAGAACUAAUAAUCGGCGUUUGCUAUGAAAUCUGUGCGACGGACGGAAGGCUUCGCUGUGUGGAUACCGAGCUGUCUCGCUCUGUUUUAGCGGCUUCUAUGAGGAUUCCGUGCAGGAUGUUGGCGAAUUGGCCCAGGUGUUUUUGGGCCAUUGUGAAUUCGCCUGAGUUGCAGAGUCGCGGCAUCUGCCCGCUGUAGGAAGCGUUGCGUUGCUUUCUUUACGCUUUUCGGCGCAACGCGUCGGUCGAGGACAUUAACAUUGGCAAGACAAGCAUCGCUUCCCCUCCCUCGUUUACUAUGCAAGUGCAACUAAUCUCCAUUGUAUUGAUCUUGCACUGGAUGGAGCACGCAAACGGUCAGCAUCACACCUCCAGGCACCGGCAGCACGAGCGGGGUCCAGGAUGCAUGGGCGGAUGUCUGACCUGCUCAGCUUCAAAUGGGUGCCUGACAUGCAUGCCCAGACUCUUCAUUCACCUGGAGAGGGAUGGCAUGAGGCAGAUCGGCGUGUGUCUGGCUUCCUGUCCUAAGGGUUUCUUUGGCACUCGCUCGCCUGAAAAAAAUGACUGCUCCAAAUGUGGCUCUGAGUGCGACACCUGCUUUGACAAGAAUUUCUGCACACGCUGCAGAGCAGGAUCAUAUCUUCACAAGGGCAAAUGCCAAGAGAGCUGCCCAGAUGACCUAGUGCCAAGUGACAUCAAGAGGGAAUGUGUUGCACCAUGCCCAGUGAACUGUGAGUCUUGCCUGAACAGUGACACCUGUACAAGGUGUAUGUCAGGUCAUUAUCUACUGCAUGGUCAGUGUCACAGUAUCUGCCCUGAAGAGUUUGAGCCCAACGAACAGGCAAUGGAGUGUAUUCCUAAAGUGCACUGUGAGGUGGGAGAGUGGAGCGAAUGGGGUCCGUGCUUGCGGAUAGGGAAAAGCUGCUUUGGAGAAGAAAGCCGCACACGGAAAAUUUUGCAGACCCCCAGUCCACAGGGCAACCCCUGCCUUUCCACCUUAGAGAAAAGAGAGUGCUUUGUUAAGAAAAGGAGAUGUGGUAAGGGAAACAAAGGCUCACGUAAAGAGGAGAAGAAGAAUCGCAACAACCGAAAAGAGAAGACAAACAGUGAGGGCCGUCGAGAGCGGAAGAGAGAGCGAGAGCGGGAGAGAGAGCUGGGAACCCGGGAGGAUGACAACAGGAACAAAACAGAACAGCUUCUCAAAAGGACCCAGAGCAGAGACACUAUAAUGGAAUAGUGAGGUUCUGCACAGCGAUCCUCUCAAAUAACCCUCCGCUGGUUGUUCUACCCCUCUGCCCUAUAACCCCCCACUUUCAGGGGUGCUGCUGCUACCUGUAUAAUUUAAAUGUAUACUGUAUAUGCACAAGAGGAACAAGGCACUGAUAAGAUUAAGUGACAUGAACAGUGAAGCUAACCCUUAUCCCUUCUGGCUAAAUGCCCUCAAAGGGCAUCUAUUGCUCAUGCGACAGCUUUCUCAUGCAGAGGAGCCUGGCACCGAGUUGGAACGAUAUUGAACUCACUGUAGUGAAGUGGGAUUUUUAUGAAACAGCAGGCUGAUGAUGUGGACUCAGACACUGGCCUGGUACAGCAUCACUUUGUGGUUUGAAUGUAGAUUUGUUUGACAUUAUGUAGAGUUGCUAUUGUAUAAACGUCUAUCUUUUUUGGUAUUUUUUUGGCUGAGUAACUUAAAAAGCGAGUGUGCUUGCUGGUGUCAUGGACACUGCCUGUUGAUAAAGCUAUGACUGUAUGAUGGACUGGUAAAAACCCACCAGACAAGAGGACAGGCCGUGGAGGUCCUGGAUAAAGAGUUAAUGGUUCUCUCUGCAGUUGUUUUUUUCAUCAGUCUUGUUCAGUGUACUCAAAACAAGGGACAAAUUUGCCUGUCUCUAGUAGCAGAAUCUAAGCUUUUAAUUAAGCCAUCACACCACAAACCAAAAGCACCUGUAUGUUCAUUAAAUAAUGAUGUUUCU
Molecule: messenger RNA, 2354 nt
Organism: Silurus meridionalis
Lineage: Eukaryota; Metazoa; Chordata; Actinopteri; Siluriformes; Siluridae
Gene: rspo3
Product: R-spondin 3
Exons: 6
Coding region: 683-1621 (312 amino acids)
Source: RefSeq, a predicted model, not a curated record